CACCCGGAAGUGGAAGUGGAAGGCGGCCAUCUUUUUUUUUCCCGACGCCGCUGAGGAGCCGUUCUGCACGCUGGUCGCCGGUGUCUUUGCGGAUUAAUUGAGAAAUCAUGAGUCUCUUAAACAAGCCCAAGAGUGAAAUGACCCCAGAGGAGCUGCAGAAGCGAGAAGAAGAGGAGUUCAACACCGGACCCCUCUCUGUCCUCACGCAGUCGGUCAAAAACAACACUCAGGUGCUGAUCAACUGUCGCAACAACAAGAAGCUCUUGGGGCGAGUCAAGGCCUUUGACAGGCAUUGCAACAUGGUGUUGGAAAAUGUCAAAGAGAUGUGGACGGAGGUGCCCAAGAGCGGAAAAGGCAAGAAGAAGUCGAAGCCUGUCAACAAGGAUCGCUACAUCUCCAAGAUGUUCCUUCGUGGCGAUUCAGUCAUUGUGGUGCUGAGGAACCCUCUUAUUGCUGGGAAGUAAAGGGCUGUCAGAUUUAGGAAGGCUCCAGAGCUUGGCCAAGAAAAGAUACUACAUUCAGGGUCACCAUAAACAGACUCAUGCAGCAUCAGCAUCUCUUCAUGAGCUGUCUGCAAAUGAUCUCCACAUACAUAGUCCCCUGGUUGAUGAAUUUUAUGUUGCUGUCCUGAAACUCCAUGCUAUAUACUUGUAUAUGGCCUGCUCACCUCUUUUGGGUGGUUUUUUUUUUUGUAAUAAAAUUUUUGUUAAAUUUC
This is a messenger RNA of Anolis sagrei ordinatus, 715 nucleotides long. Its product is annotated as small nuclear ribonucleoprotein Sm D2. NCBI's taxonomy places the organism in Eukaryota, Metazoa, Chordata, Lepidosauria, Squamata, Anolidae. Gene Ontology annotation, molecular function: RNA binding. Gene Ontology annotation, biological process: RNA splicing; spliceosomal snRNP assembly. Gene Ontology annotation, cellular component: U2 snRNP; U1 snRNP; U5 snRNP. The record is from RefSeq and is a predicted model, not a curated record.